This is a messenger RNA of Exophiala mesophila, 1924 nucleotides long. RefSeq lists its product as uncharacterized. NCBI's taxonomy places the organism in Eukaryota, Fungi, Ascomycota, Eurotiomycetes, Chaetothyriales, Herpotrichiellaceae. The coding region runs from base 246 to 1889 and encodes 547 amino acids. Gene Ontology annotation, biological process: regulatory ncRNA-mediated gene silencing. The record is from RefSeq and is a predicted model, not a curated record. The transcript has a single exon. Gene Ontology annotation, cellular component: ARC complex.
CCACAUUCAUUCAACUUCAUCGGAAGUGACUUGAUCAUUUUCUGAGUCAGAUGGACACCGCACAGUUCUUAUGAAGCCCUUCAAUAGCCUUGAUCGACAUCAUUAACUUUCCCUUUCGUUGGUCCUCAUUUCUUCCCACCUUCUUACACUUUUUGUUUCUGUCCUGGUGGCCCUUCGGACCUCCGCCUCAACUCCUCCCCACCGCCAACCAGUCUUUCACGAUAUUUCAUGUCUCAUAAAUCAUCAUGAACACCCCAGGCGAGGGCGAACAUGACAUUUCAGGGCUUAACGAAUCCCAAACCUCAGGUUCUCACCCAACUCCAGAUUCCCAAGGCAUCCCACUGAGGGUCAAGGAAAACACCGAUAUGCCACCCAACGAGCAGGUUAAUGCCGGUGACGAGUACGAUCCUGGUCCAGAAAAUGAUUAUGGCAUCAUCUCGAGCCAUCCACCCGAACUUGAGAAGAAAAAGAAACGAAAGAAGCACAAGAAACCAGCCAGCAAACGUGGACUCGGAGCCCCUACUGGUUUCGAGGAUUUCUUCGCCGACCCUCCUCUCACCCCUGAGCAGUAUGCUCAAAACAAAGAACUCUUUAACCCUGUUCUCCCCUUCUUCGACCGCAUCAUGACUGCCAUUGAACGCUUCCAGAGGACCCGUAAAAUGACUCCAGAACGCAACGAGAUCUUCCGAAAAUAUCUCACAUAUGGAGGAGUCAACACCGGUCCCACUGACUUCCAAAAGAAACAGGACACAAAUGGCAUGGACAAGAGCACUAUGGUGCAGAUCAGCAUCAACGCCGCCCUCGCUGAGGAGAAGCGAAACCUCAACUCCGAAACUAGCGUCUGGGUUGUUGACUUUCUCGGUUGUAUGAAAGGUUUUCUGUCUCGACACGGUCCAGACGUCGUCCGUCAUGGCUUUGAGAGUCGAACCGAUGUCGAGCUUGUCACUUCUACCCUAGAACGCUUCAUGGACUAUCUUCUUCAGCACGACGUCUGUGUCGAAUACCAAGCCGACGUCCUAGCCACCCGAAACUUCUGCCGUGAAGCUGUCUCGGAGUUGUGGGAUGUCGCACAAGCGAUUCGAAAACUCCCCGGCGACUUCAAUACUGCAUGCUCGACCCUAUUUGGAGGUAGCCAUGCCAACGACGAUGGCGAGGCCUGGUGGGGACCGGACGAGGCAGCCGCCAAAGAAGCUGGUUAUGUCGGCAUGAAACCGGACGAAGCCCGCCAGAUUCUACACUUUGGUGUCUCUGGCGCCGCCGACGAGGAAGUCUUUGCCCACUAUCUUGCGGCCGUCAACGGGUCCAAGUCACUCGAAGUCGUUUCCGUCACGGCACACACCGGUUUCGAGAUCACACGCAUCGAGUACCCCUCGGCAGAAUGCAAAGCCAUCUACACCACUCACUCAACCCACUUCCGACCCGUCGGCCGUGUCUUCGCCAAACCAUGGGCCGACCCAGAAGCACCGCCCGAGGACUUGACGGCCGCUGAGCGAGAAGAGCUCGAAAACCGCCCCAUCGACCCCGAUGUCUCUGACAACGAACAAGAAUACCUCUUCUUCGUCGAGUCCAUCUUACAAGGCUACCUGCGCAUCGGCACAAAGAUUCAAGCAACUGUCCAUACACUCAACUGCGGCAUCAUGUUUUUCGACGCUUGUCUCGCCAUCUUUCCCUCGUUUGACGUCUACUUGCCCAAUGAGCUGAUGGCUGGUUGGAAAGCUCCACGACCUCUUGAGGGUGCAUUCGACUAUGAAAGUCCAGUUGAGGUUGAUCCCACAGCUGGAGAUGAUCAUGGUCGUGGUGAUGGUGAUGGUGAUGGUGAGGAAGACUAUGUUAAUGUUGUUGCCGGGGCUGAUGAUGACGAUGGCGAUGCUGCAUUCGACGAGAAAUGAAUCGAAAUGUACUGAAACCAAUGAACAGAAUGGGA